Messenger RNA from Dermacentor albipictus, 8054 nucleotides. Its product is annotated as ADP-dependent glucokinase. Gene Ontology annotation, molecular function: ADP-specific glucokinase activity. Gene Ontology annotation, biological process: glucose metabolic process. Lineage: Eukaryota; Metazoa; Arthropoda; Arachnida; Ixodida; Ixodidae. Gene Ontology annotation, cellular component: endoplasmic reticulum. The record is from RefSeq and is a predicted model, not a curated record.
UUCACCGGUUUGUAGGCAUCACGUGAUCCGUCAUGGCGGCCUGAGGCUGCUAGCCUCCGUAGGUCGUUCGAAAAUUCUCAGCCUUCGCUUCUAAAGAAAAUUCCCCGUCGACGCCCGCAUUCUUCGCCGUCACCAUGGCAGGCACCACGACGUCCAAGUGGACCGUGACCGCGACCACCCUCAUAUCCGUGCUAGUCAUUUUCUACGCCAUAUACUACAAGAGACAGGCCGACGACGUUCUACGUGAGAGGCUGCAGCUAAUACUCGACGGGCUGCUCAAAGCCGAGAGUCAGGUCUCCGUGGCGCCCAAAACCCGCAUAGCCAUCGGCUUCGGCUCCUGUCAGGACCUGAUUGUUCAGAGUUCCGAACUGUUCGCGCACAUCCAGCCGCCCGACGAUCCGGAACACAUCGAUGUCAUCGACACCGAGCGCGAUCUUCAGCGUGUCUUCGCCUACUACUUCCGUCACGGGGCAGCGGCCGAGCGAUUUGUUUCCAACACAACGCUAUUUGCCGAGCUCGUCAAGGCGGCAAAGAGCGCCGACAGUGCCGAGUUCCACAUUGGGGGCAAUGCACCCUUGAUGGCACGGCGCUUUGCCUACGAGGGCUGCGAAGUACUCCUCGGGGCUCACAUGUCACCCAAGCUGCGUGCCGAGCUGCCGGAGGGCAUAACUGUGGCGGGACCGGAAGUGAGCGACGACGAGGUUCACCUGCUCAUUGAGUACCCGGCCGGCGAACGGUGGGGUCAUCUUCACUCUCCACGUGCCAACAGGUUCAUAAUCCACAAUGACCACACCAAUCCCAAGUUGGCCUCCAUCGAAAGCUUUGUGCCGGAGCUGGAAAAAUUCAAGCCGAAGCUGUUGGUUGUGUCUGCGCUUCAGAUGAUGGACAACUUCCCAUUUGAAAAAGGCCAGAGACAGGAGCACGUCCGUGAAGUCCAAAACCUGAUGAAGCGCACUGACCAGUCCGUGCCACUGCACUUCGAGAUGGCCUCGUACACGGACACGUCACUGCUGCACGAGCUGGUCGAGCACGUGCUGCCGUACGCCGACUCACUGGGCAUGAACGAGCAGGAGCUGCCCAACCUGCUGAGCAUCCUCAAGUACGGCAACGUUUCGUACGUCUCCGACUCGUACCCCCGGGUCGCCACCGUUCUCGACGCCAUGCGCGACGUCUACGAGUUGCUGAAGGCAAAUUCCCCGAAGAAAGGCAGCACCAAUCCAGAUGACGAAGGUCGGAGGCCGCUCACCCGCCUACACAUCCACACGCUUGCCUUCCAGGCUAUCCUCGUCGCCAACGACUCGCCGUGGAAGAACUCGCUCGCUGCGGCCGCGAAGGCAGCGCUCACUGCCCACCGUUACACUUGUGGCUCGCACGACAUUGAUACAACACAUGCACGGGUAAUCAUGGAUGACUCGUUCACAACGAGCCGUGGCAAUGGUGGUCGGCGCAUACCGUUCAACAACGAACGGCCCGUCGCCUGCUGGCAGGAGCGGGACUUCGAGAUCUGCGUCGCACCAGUACUUGUGUGCACCAAGGUCCUCCAUACUGGCGGAGGCGGGGACAACGUGUCAGCUGCUGGUAUAGUACUGCAAGUCUAGCAGCAGCUCCGGGCUGACCGUGAGCCAACGACAGCCAAAUCGCAAGCCAUUUCUCGAGUGGUUGUAUAAUAGCAAACUUUUGGAUGUCACAGGGCGUUUUGGACCCUGCCACCAGUGUGGAAUAAUUGGUUUCAUCAACUCCGUGUUUUGGUUGUUUCUUAACUGGGGGGAAGUGACGGCUGAGGUUUAAGAUGUUUCUUGAUAAGCAGCAUUGGGAGCCUAUCAUAUCACUACUCCAAAAUAGCUUGUAAACUUUAUCCCUAUCACAAGAAAGCUGAUAAAGAUUGUUUUAGUUGAGCUAGUUACGUUAAUAGUACCAGGCAUUGGCCACUUGCUGUGUUGAGGGUAUCUGAAGUGGUGAAAUGGUAGCACUGAUUGCUGCAGUUAUUAAUUGGUCAUUGUAGAGGUAGUUGUACAUUGAGGUUUAUUCUAUUUGUUGUAAUAUAUACUUUGAGAAAAACUGUUUAUCAGUCGCAUCUAGAUCCUGUCUGGGUUCACGGUUUUGAUUGGUUUCCUCUACAUAUUGCCCUAUUGUGCGGAAAUUCCUUUUUCACCUUUUGGGUGUUAAAGUAUACAUUCCUCUGCAGUGUAAGCUGCAUUUUCUUAGGCUAAAUUCGUUUUUCACGACCAUUCUUGCUUUCUUGUUGCAUUCAGCUUGAGUGACAUGUAUUGCAGUUCAUUAUAGAAUGCAUAGUGCUCCCAACAUAUGACCAGUUCUUUCUUAUUUAUUUUAAAAGUGUCCGUAGAUUGGUCUUGCAAGCUAGAUCCACCAAAUCAAAUCAAAAUUUUUACCAUUCUUUACGUGUUGGCAGCAGUAAGGUUAGGUUAGACAGCCAUGCAAAAGCACAGGAAGAGAAGCAACAUAUUGCUAGACCUUGCCAUUUACCAUAUUUUCUGGACUAUGUCGUUCGCAGGGGCAAAUUUGGAACUGUAGUGUGUUUCUUUAUUAUUUAUUUAGCUAGCAGCCACUGUAUAGUCUAGGAUGAAUUCCGAUUGAAUAUAUAUAUAUAUAUAUAUAUAUAUAUAUAUAUAUAUAUAUAUAUAUAUAUAUAUAUAUAUAUAUAUAUAUUUUCCAUCCAGUAUACUAUCAGCAAAAUAUAUGUAUUAUCAGUCAGUAAAACUGUUUCCUUUAUUAUAGUGCAUAUUAUUAGACUUCGAUAAAUGAACGCACUAGACAAUGCAACAUAAUAAAAGGUUCCAGAUGCAUUUAAGCCAGGCUUAUUUUUUUUAAGAUGUGUCUACGAGGGACACUAAAUAGAACAUACCGUAUUUACUCGCAUAAUGAUUGCACUCGCGUAAUGAUCGCACCCCUGAAUUUUGUCGUCAAAAUUCGAUUUUUUUUAUUUCCCGUGUAAUGAUCGCACCCUGAACUUGCCGCAGCGAUGUGUCGUGUGCCAAGCCUAGCUAAUAAUGAUCGCGCUUACCAUCUGUCGAAUGCUACGCGAACGACUCGUCUGCACGCACCAAACAUGCUUAAGUAGAUGCCUCAUUUCAUUACUUUCAUCACUUUCCGCACUUCCAUGGCAAAAAGAGGUACAACCAAACUUGCCUUUAUUAUGGGUAGGCUUUAUAAUGGUUGUAGUCAACAAAAACAAAAAAGGCACCUUUCGAUUCUUUUCAUCUGCAGUCGUGAGCACGCAACAAAUCGCGCGCGGCAAUGAUAGUAGCCACGUUUACACUGAUACGUUAAAAGUGUGCCCUAUUCAUACGCCAACGCUUGUAACACAGCUAAGAUAUUCGCCCGCCCUUAGCGGAAACGUGCCGUGUUAGGAUAGUAGUGAAAACAGAUGCUGCAGUUUCCGCAGCACGCCGGCCAUGGGUUUCUGUCACUGGCAGCUAAGCGCGCCCAUCUGUUUCUGUCCCCUCUAAGUGCACAUGGGUACGUUAUUGCCGCAAACUUGCCGAUAUUAACUAUAUUAUUCAUCACUGACACGGAAGAAACUGGUUCAAUGCACGUAAUGUACUCACGAGAAGAAAAAAAAAGAUAGCGUUCGGCGCGUUCGGCUUGCUCCGCAGGCCGCCAUUUUUGUUUUGGCGUCCUGCAUCCCGCAGCAAACGCGGAACGAAAAAAAAAAUUUUUUUCUGCGGGAAAUUUAAUUCGCGUAAUGAUCGCACCCCUGAAUUUGGGUCAAUUUUUUCUGACAAAAAAGUGCGAUCAUUAUGCGAGUGAAUACGGUAUAUUUGUGAUGGGUUAGUAAAUUGCCCAUCCACAAUAUAAAAAAAACUGCUCCUACUGUGAGAAUAUGGUUCGUUAUACAGAAAAAGGCAAAAACACAAAACUAGAGCCAAGCCUCCUGAAAAUUUCCAUGCUAGCUAGCCAUGACGUCAUGAAUGUCAACACCGCCUCCUAAAACCUAGGUAAGCUUUUAGGCGUAAAAAUUAAUGACGUAUUCCGAAAGAGCCAAAGACAACCUUAGCAAGUUUCAUAGACAUUUACUGAACCACAAUUGCCAAUCAAAACCACAAUCAAAAGCGUGCAGUAUGCUUCUAACGGUGCUAUGCCACAUGUGUUGUGAAACAGAUAGGCAAAGAUGCUUAUGGCAGUUGGGUUGGCGGCGAUAGCUGUGUACGCAGUGUGCGAGAACCUGCAACGAGAUUUGCUGGAGCCUAAGAGGAAAGAAGUUAGUGCCAGCAUUUUUGCAUGACAUGUGGGUGAGCACUAUGGGCAUGCUACUGUGGCAGGCACCUACAGCUCACAAUUGCACAUGCCUCGCCGUUCUUCGUUCGCAUGUAAUCUAAUGACCAGAAAACGUAUCAUUCGACCGUGCUUUGGUGAUGAACUGAACGUUCGUACCGAAAGAUAGUGUUUUCUGGGAAGGUAUUAAGUGGCAAAAGAGAAGCGUAACUGUAUGGGGUCAUUUUUUGUGUUCUCGAUCAUUAACGUUGAUGCCAGGGAAUUGUACGAAAUGGGAUUUUAUCAAUGAGGUUCUGCUGUAAUACACACAUGGCACUAACAAUUAUUUUGAAAUACCAUGAUCGUUUUUACACAUAGCAGGUACUGUGCAUCUGAUGAGGUAGAGAACCAUAUUCACUUUGCGAAUAAUCUGCUCUUCAGAAGAUUCCCUUCCUAAGAAUGCUAAUUAUUUUGCUGACAAGCGCGUAUAAUGCCACACUGAUAUCCUCGCAUAUUUUAUACGAUACAAUCUACAGACCUACGAUCCAAAUGGGUUAUUUUCCUUGUUCUCUGCUGCAAACAUGAACUGGGAAAAUUAGUAAGAGCGAGGAGUGUAAUCAACAAUUUUCUACUGCAAUUUGCUGUUUAUGCUAGACCUGCUUCUUCACGGUGUCGUUUUUGUGUUGUGUUGAAAGGUUGUCAGGCAUACUGUCGAAAACGCAAAUGGCAAGACAGUAAGCUAAAAGUGAAGGGCUCUUUACUUUCUUGGUAGGAGGCAGCAACAAUUUCCUCUAGUAACAAUAUAUAUAUUUUCUUUUGCGCAUCAGAUAUGGCACAAAUGGUGCUUAUGUCGGAAGCUGUGCUUGAAUGCCAUGUUUUGUGAUGAACAGGAUCAGGCUUUCUUGUGAAAUGCCACCACCCUUUCUACUCGAUUUAUUUUUCCAAUUUAUUGCUUUCUAAUUGCUUUUUUUAGAUAGGGGUUGAGUAUGUGAAAUUCUUUUGUGGGGAAAAGUGGGAAAAUGUGUUUUUUUUAUUGAUUGUGUGUGCUUCAUGUGCGAGAGAGAGGAUGCAGCCAAGCAGUUGGGCAUUGAAUUUUGUAAUGACGAGUUUGUAUGCAUCAUUGAGUGUGGGUUGUUGGAUAUGUUUGCAAGUGUGUAUGUACUCCUCACCAUAAAAGUUUCUUGGAGCGUGGCAUCUGGGAAGGAAUAAAAUUUGGCCGUAGCCGAUGUGUUCACGCCUGAAAGGGAGAGGUGUGCUGUAGUCCGAUCAUAAAGUAACAGAAGAAGUAAAGUGUAAAAGGUUAACUAAAUUUGCAUAGUAUAGGCUGUAGCAAGAUGUGUAUUUUGCAGGAAUGUACCAAAAACGAUACAAAAAAAAGUUGGGGACAUUGAUGGGUGGUGCUUCAUUUGGGUUGCAACUUCAGUUGGGCCGCGACAGUGCCACCUUUUGAAGACAAAUCUCUGGCUAUAAGAUUUUUUAUUACUGAAAAAAAAUAGUCUACAUUUUCUUUAUUUUUUUAUUCCUGUAAAAUCACACCUUCUAAUGGUUUAUACCUUCCAAAUUUAAUCAAAUUAAAAUUUUUCUGUUGCUUUUGUAAACACAGCACUUCAACAUAGCGCUGUCAAAUUCCAAGCUUCAGUUCCUCACCUGUUAAAGCAGCAACAGAAUUGAAAAUUUUUCGUAAACUGCAUGCUCCAAAACUUUUUUGUGGUCAGGUGUGCAUCUAUGAAAUCUACAGAGCCUCGACUCACUAUGCUGUAUGUAUAGUGAACCACAUGUUUCAGCAAACAGCUAAACAGCAGUUCUGAGUUGCUAACUUGCUAAGGAAUGAGAUGUUAUAACUGGCCCGACUUUCCUUAUUGACUAGGCUCAAUAUAGCUCACUUCCUGCAUGGAGAUCUAAUUUCAGAGUGUAGUACUGACAACUUCAAUAAUAUUACCCCAUCGGGAUGAACAAAUUUGCGUUACACAAUAUUUCAAUUAAAUGAAGUGUUUUAAAAAGCGUGAGCACCGUUUGGUGCAUUGAAACAGGGUUGAGUUGAAAAGAACAUAAAGAUAAUCUAACGUCAAAUUAAUGGAAGCCAACUGUGCCCGUACAUAUGGCUUGUAUACUUGCCUGGUUCUUCAGGUAGUUCAUGGAACAGAAUUUUUAGAAUCGGCAGUAGUUCAAGGUGAAGGCAAAGUUAGCAACACGAAAGAUUAGCUAUGUUGUGGCUAUGCCAAUAGACGGCAGUACUAGUUUAGUUUGCUAGGCUAUUUUGGGCCAUGUCCGCAGGUGGCAACCUUGUUUCACUUGCACCAUUUUAGUUCUUGCAGGUAAUUGUUAACAUGGAACAUGAUUGAGCUGUUUGUUUGAAUGUGUCAAUCAGUGUACAUUUUAUUUUAUUCUUAUUUUUAAUUUUAUUGCUGAGUAUGCAUUGGAAAUUAACCUUGUACUUGCUUGCAUGUUGCAACCUGUAAGUUUUGUUUUCAAGUGGUACUAAGUGCUUGAAGGUAUACAGUGCUGUACAAUCUAUUAUACUUUUUCUGAUUGCAAUGCAGCCAAACAGAAAAUAUUGACAUUCAUUGUCAAAUAGAAAGCAAUACAGUCAAAUCUCAAUAUAGCACUGAUAUAACAAAUUAUCUGAUAUGCCAAAGUAAAUCCAAAAUGUUUUUCGCCAAGACGUUUGUAUAAUGAUCAUAUGCUUAUAAUGAAUAUUGGAUAUAGCAGAUUUUUUUUUGUUGACCGUUGCUAUAAUGAGGUUCUGCUGUACCAGGGCACCAAUACCGAAUGUUUCAGCUCAGUUCCGUCUUUUGGAUCGGCUUGGAACAUUUUUAUGGCACAUACUUAUGAAGAUCCUGCUUAAUGGACUUUUUUUCUACUAUCUUAGGGCAUUUUACAUUGGCAUCCAUUCCCAAGUCUCAUAUCGUUGCUAAGUGUUUUUUUGGGAGGCCCCUUAUUGUUCCCAGAAUAUUUUAUAAAAGCUGAGCAAUUCUCUGAGUUCGUCAGGUAAAGAGAUGGUAUGUGUUCUUUAAACUUAGAAAAAGCUUCUAAAUGAAUUGUGCUUAACUUGGCAAAGACUGCUAGUGUUCUAGCACUUUCAUUCUGAAUGUGGCAUUGUAAAGUGCAAGCUUUUACCAUAUAGCUUAGUGCAAUGUGUGUAGCAUUGUGCUUUCAUAUUUUUUAGAAUGUGAGUAAGAACUUUUCAAUUGAAUCUUGCAAUGUGUGAGUACUGCUUUUUGAGGACUUAUAGUUACAAGUAUGGAAACUUGUUGAGCUGACAGUCAUCUUUUCUGCUAGCUUGUUUCUAGUAAUCCAGGUGAUAUGAAUUACUAUGUGUCGCAUGGUAACACUGCAUGUUGCACGUUUUUUUUUUCAGACAGGUAUAUUUUAGAAUUUGUGUAUUAUGCUGAAGCGACAAGCCGCUUCAGCAUACCUUAAACAAUGGUUUUGCCAUGGUUAGUGUAGGCACUUGCGACGGGAAACGAUUGCAUUGGGAAAAACCAAUGCGCUACCGUAGUUAUGUUUAUACGUGGCUCAGUUGUGGCAAGUGUGUUUAGGCUUGAGGUGUAGGGACCAUGGGAGUCUUUGUAUUACCUGUCAUUUUGCUCUUAGGGCCCAAAUAUUUUGUAUUGUGAAACUUUUGAAAUGUGAUAGAUGUCCCGAGUCCAGUUCUCUUUUUCUCCUUUAUUGGGAUGGUAAAGGCAUUUCGCGAGGCUGUACUAUAAGGGAAACCACAUUUUGUGGACCGAAAGCUGUGACCAAAGUAAGGCACAAUUUCAGAGCUUUGAACUGAGUUUUGGUUUGACAUUCUUUUUUGUACGAUAAGAGUGAAGGUUGAAAUAAACACGCCUUUGAAAUUA